UCAAAGUGUGACGCUUUUCUAUUUUCAGUGACUGAUUAAAUUGUCAAGAGCCAAAAUGGAAAGCCCCGGGAAAAUGGCCACUUGCGUUGGUUGUCAAGAUAAAUUCGAUAGGAGAUGUAUGUCGGAAGGGAGAGAUAAUAUUUUAUACUGCUCUGAUUGCUUCAAAAGACUAUGUGCAGGCUCUGGUGACUCGAAAGCUAAACAGUCCCAUGAUUUACGCGAUAAAAUGUUUCCUUAUCCAGAAGUCUUCUCCCAUCGAAUUCGACAAAUUUCACCCGUCAAAAGCGGUAGUCCCAGUGUGGUUUCUCUUUCGAAGAGACCACUCCAAUGUCCCAAAGCAGACUGCAACAAAUUCGUCUCGUUAUUUACACUGGAGUCCCACUUCAAAUACGAACACAAGGAAGUUCCUAUAAUUCUGACACAGCUGGAUGCUAGAAGUGCAUUAGAAUUUUAUCCUCGAGAUGUCAGAUACGGCGUAACGCAGUGCAUUGUUCUAUUGAACGUUAUCAAUCACGAUUUUUCCAACAUUAUUCCGCGAACUAGUAGCUACUGCAGCAAAACUAACCUUCAGACCACAGACUCUAAGCCUGUGAUGGUACUGUUAGCAGGAAGAGUAGCCGGCUGUCACCUCAACCAAUUGGACGACGGAAAAACUCACCCCUACCCCGCUUAUCUCACAUCAGACGAUAACCGUGAAGACAAAGGCGAUGACAACGAUGAGGGUACCAUAUCUUCCAAGACCUACGUGGAGACUAAGCCCAAUAUUCUCAGCCCGGGAGACCAGAUCAUCAUCUGGGUCGCUUCCAAUAUCUUCACUAGUCUCAGCUACACUGUUGCAGCUUCUACUUUGUCAAACAAGAUCAGGCAGAAGUACUUUGGGCCGAUUUUGACACUCGGAGAUAAUCCUAUGGAGUUGUGUAAGGAGGGAACUGGUUUGAUUUUGACUCAUUACCAUGUCAACGGAAUGUCAGAGAAUGGUACGAAGCCCCUCGCUAUUGACGUUGUGAUACAUAGUCCAGAUUGAUUUUACAUUCAUGAAUAUAUUUUCAAAAGUUUUACAGUUGAA
Leptinotarsa decemlineata (Colorado potato beetle) is the source of this 1066-nucleotide messenger RNA. RefSeq lists its product as uncharacterized. Lineage: Eukaryota; Metazoa; Arthropoda; Insecta; Coleoptera; Chrysomelidae. The record is from RefSeq and is a predicted model, not a curated record.